AGUGACAAAAUCUGACAAACAAUGUGUUGAAUCGUGAAGUUCAAGGAAUCAUGAUAACAACAUACAAAAAUCAUCCGAGAUGAUCACACCCUUGGCUGACCAACCACUGUCAUGACACGAAUACGAUAAUGUCGUUUAGGAAACAUGGGACUAAGGGUAACGUGGACUACAAGGCGCGUUUGGAGCACAAAUUGUAUCUAGCUAGGGAGACACCGGAGCCAAUUUUCGAUGUUUCCGAUUGUGGAUUGAAGAACGUUCCAUCGGGGGUGUACUCGCUAUGCAAGGUUUUCAGGAAAAAGGAGCUGAAACUUGGAAAAAAUCGACUGUCGUCGUUGACAGGGGGUGGUGCUCUCAGUGAUCUUUCUCUUCUUACUGUUCUUGACCUCAGUGACAAUGAAUUCACCAGUUUACCCUCGGAAAUUCGAUUUCUCACGUCACUCGAGGAAUUGUAUCUCCAAAAUAAUGACCUCAGAAAGAUACCAGAAGAGCUAACAGAGCUUCCCAAUCUAAUCUCUCUGAAUCUCUCGAGCAACAAAUUGAAAUCAUUACCGGAAACAAUGGGAAACUUGAAGACGCUAAAUAUCCUUGACAUCAGCAAGAACCAGGCAGUAAAAGAACUUCCAAAAUCCCUGGCACUUGCCGAACGCCUGGUGCACGUCAAUCUGGAGGGAUUAACACUGAGUUAUCCUCCAGAUUACGUUACACAAGGUGGAGCGAUAGCUAUUGUUGCUUUCCUGGCUCUCGAGUUGGGAUUGGACUGCAGUGCUAGGGAUCAGUUUCUGGAUGCUGAGAUGAAGAUGGGGAGGUUGAAAUUUGGUGGCUCAGAGAACAAUGGUGUCAAGAGAGAUGAAGACGUACAGGCAACAUUAACGAAGCUAGAAAGAGAAAAGGCACGUGACCACAAUCAUAAGUUUAUCGAAAGGAGACAGAAUGCGUUAUUGGAAGUCGAGAGGACGAUAAGAGAGCAACAAGAGUACGAGCUGGGGCUACAGUCGAUGUACAAAGACCAGAAGAAGAAAUUACUGGAAGAUUUGGCCCUCCAGCAGUCCAAGUUGGAAGAACAAAUUGAGAGAGUUCAGCAGGAGAGAGAAGUUAACAGGGUCAGACUCCUUUCUGGUAUUUAUGAUGCUGAGAGAGAGGCUGACAACCUCAUCAAGGAAUUCUUGAGGAGUUCAGAGGCUGAGAGACAGGCACAAGCGGAAUUACACGAACGCGAGGUUAAAGAGGAGUUGGAGCUGCUGUCCCAGUGUCAUUCGGAUCAGUCUAGUUGCAGAACGCGAGAGACUCUCAUUGCAAUGGAGGAACUACUACAGAAAGAACUCCUGAACCAGAGAAAAGUCGAAGAAUAUACGAAAUUCCGAGAGUGCACUGCCCAAUCGUUGCUCAGUCUCGAGUUGAGAAGCAACGAGCACCUGGCAUCAGUAGCUAAGGACCAGAAAAGAGAUCGUGAGGGGCUUCUCGAGAGACUGAGGAAGGAUGAGGUUCUCCAGAAAGCAGCCCUCGCUGCACUCUUAGAGAGAAGUGAUGCGAGGUCGUGGAGUAUCGUUCAACAAGUUAAUCUUGUGCAGUCACAGUUGGUCGUGCUGACUAAUAUUGAACUUGAGAGGAGGAAACUGGAGAUUAAUCAACAAAUCAAUGAUAUUGCUCAAAGGAGAGUAAUCUUAAGUGGAAUUCUGGAAAGUCUUCUCGAGCAACAAGAGAAACGUCGUGCAGAACUCUUAGAGACGAUAAAUCAAAUUGAGCAGCAAAGACAAACAAGAAGAGACAGUUUAUUCUGGCUUAUGCAAUACCAAUCCCUGAUGGACCAGCGACCCCAGGGUCUCCUCGAGGGCCUGGAGCCGACCCUAGUGAGGCACGUAGCCAUCGCUGGAGCUCUACACUGCCUACCAUUCUUGGCAUCUCUGCCUUCAAUGCUACCUCACGUCGACCACCAGCAAUUGGAAGAGAUUGGCAUUCACAAUGAAAACGAUAGGCGAGCGAUAAUACUCGCUGCUGAGAACUAUCUGGCUGAGAGGAAAAUGGAUGAGGACGCGGGAUCAUCGGUGCCUUCAGCACCUGUCGAUGAGCCUUCUACCAGCAGUACAAAUAUCCUCACGAGGACUAUAUCCAGUAUCGAUACGACUGAGUGUGUAGUCUGUAUGGAUUCACAAUGCGAAGUGAUUUUUUUGCCAUGUGGGCACCUGUGUUGCUGUGCAACAUGCUCAAGUGUGGUAACAACCGAAUGCCCUAUGUGCCGCGGCUCUAUACAGCGCAAAAUUCCAGUCAUAAAGCCUUGAAACAAAAACCACUGAAUGAAUUGAGCAUUUUUUUUUCAAAUCCCACUUCGUCACGCUUCACCGUUGAAUUGCUUGGGGAUCCAUUGCCCGUUGGCUUUUUAUUACGAUUAGAUAAUUGAGUAUGAGGAGAGGAUGAGGAUUUUCCGCAUUAUUGUCACGUGUGAAUUUUAUACCAUUGUAUAUGAAUUACCUCAUUUUUUGCUAGAAUUGUCCAGUAGUUUUCCAAUGUCGAGAAUUUUACACGAAUUGUAUACUGCUUCCACGUGUUUACAAACCGAAUGAGGUACUGACUUUGUUAUCAUGUGCCUACUGUUCAUUUUAUGGGAUUAUUAUACAGAAUAGUAGAGGCAGAGAAUUUAGCACAUUUAAUAUCAAUUAUUGAUAUUGAAGUUCAACUCGUAGUUGAUGAAUAAGGAGAUAAGAAUGAGUUUCAAAAAUGAAAGACAAAUUAACGAAUAAAAUUUCGGAAGUAAAAAAUUGAAUUUAUCUAAUGUUCAUUGGUUGAAUCAAUUGAAAUUGUUUUGUUUGCAUUAAUUUCGUGGUUCGGAGAAUUCUGCACAAUAUCAUAAACUUAUCUCCUUAUCUUUGGUAAUAAAACCCCUAGGAUUCAACAACUUCGUGAAAUUAUUUAAUUUCAAUUGUUUAUAAAUAUGUAUAAAACUUUAAAUGACCUUAAUGUUUAAACUUCGAAAGUGAAUUAAAGAGAUUUUUAUUCAUCCUCAA
Diachasma alloeum is the source of this 2999-nucleotide messenger RNA. RefSeq names its product E3 ubiquitin-protein ligase LRSAM1. NCBI's taxonomy places the organism in Eukaryota, Metazoa, Arthropoda, Insecta, Hymenoptera, Braconidae. The record is from RefSeq and is a predicted model, not a curated record. The transcript is spliced from 9 exons. Bases 129 to 2276 code for a protein of 715 amino acids. Gene Ontology annotation, molecular function: protein binding.